Melanotaenia boesemani (Boeseman's rainbowfish) is the source of this 3114-nucleotide messenger RNA. RefSeq names its product jumonji domain containing 6, arginine demethylase and lysine hydroxylase (gene jmjd6). The transcript has 6 exons. The record is from RefSeq and is a predicted model, not a curated record. Lineage: Eukaryota; Metazoa; Chordata; Actinopteri; Atheriniformes; Melanotaeniidae. Bases 273 to 1484 code for a protein of 403 amino acids. Gene Ontology annotation, cellular component: cytoplasm; nucleus. Gene Ontology annotation, molecular function: histone H4R3 demethylase activity; P-TEFb complex binding. Gene Ontology annotation, biological process: phagocytosis.
AGUUGCAAAAGCAUUGUGUGUACCGCUGUCAGCUAGCUGUCUCUGCUAGCAAUAUACCAAAGUUUACAGCGCAGGCAGAUCUUGAAUUUUGGGUCACGUUUCCUGCUGAGUUUUUCCAACAUAUCUCACAGUGUUUGGUUUGUCAAAACAUUAAGGUGACGUUUUAGGUACAGCGCAGCUAGCCUGCUUUAAGUACAGGCUGGUGAAUGUGGUUCUACAGUAGCCCCGGCUUAGCUCGUUAGCUAGCUUAUCAGCGACAACAAACAGGAGGAAUGAACCAUAAAAGUAAGAAGAGGAUUAAAGAGGCGAAACGGAGCGCCAGACCCGAGCUGAAGGAUUCUUUAGACUGGAUAAAACACGGUUAUUAUGAGACUUUCGAUGUGUCACUCCGCACCGUAAAGGACAAUGUAGAGCGUGUGGACACCCUCCAUUUCAGCCCUGAAGAGUUCAUCCAGCGCUUCGAGCGGCCCUACAAACCUGUCGUCCUGCUCAACUGCCAGGAGACCUGGCCCGCCAGAGAAAAGUGGACCCUGGAGCGCCUCAAGCGAAAGUACCGUAACCAGAAGUUCAAGUGUGGCGAGGACAACGACGGCUACUCUGUGAAGAUGAAGAUGAAGUACUACGUGGAGUACCUGGAGUCCACCAAAGACGACAGCCCGCUCUACAUCUUCGACAGCAGCUACGGGGAACAUGCCAAGCGCAGGAAGCUGCUGGAGGACUACGAGGUGCCGGUCUUCUUCAGGGACGACCUGUUCCAGUUCGCCGGAGAGAAGCGCAGACCGCCGUACAGGUGGUUUGUGAUGGGUCCGGCCCGUUCUGGUACCGGCAUCCACAUCGACCCGCUGGGCACCAGCGCCUGGAACGCCCUGGUUCAGGGCCACAAGAGGUGGUGUUUGUUCCCCACCAACACGCCACGAGAACUGAUCAAGGUGACCCGAGAGGACGGCGGGAACCAGCAGGACGAGGCUAUCACCUGGUUCAGCGUGGUCUACCCUCGCACACAGCAGCCCACCUGGCCCGCCGAGUUCAGGCCGCUGGAGAUCCUGCAGAGGCCCGGAGAGACGGUCUUCGUUCCUGGAGGAUGGUGGCACGUCGUCCUCAACCUGGACACGACCAUCGCCGUCACACAGAACUUCGCCAGCACCACCAACUUCCCCAUCGUUUGGCACAAGACUGUGAGGGGUCGACCCAAACUCUCCAGGAAGUGGUACCGGAUCCUGAAGCAGGAGCGUCCGGACCUGGCGGCGCUGGCAGACAAAGUGGACCUGCAGGAGUCCACGGGCAUCGCCUCGGACAGCUCCAGUGACUCUUCAUCUUCAUCUUCUUCCAGCUCGUCUGACUCCAACUCCGAUGCGGAGUCGGGCUCUGAGGGUGACGCCAUGACUCAUCGCAGGAAGAAGCGGCGUACCUGCGGCAUGGCGGCCAACGGAGACACCACCAGCCAGGACGACUGCGUCAGCAAGGAGAGGAGCUCGUCGCGGUGAACCGCAGCCUCCUGCCGGCCUCCGGCGGGGACACCAGACCUGAACGGAGGACGUCUGGCUGGCUCUGGAGAUAAGAUGGCUGCCGCAGAGCGGCGAGGAGUAGAUAAGGAGGAGUGUCCUCUGGGGCGUGUAUCUGCUGGAGACCUGCCACCACUGUGCUUUCCAACACCGAUCAAUUAUCUGUCUCUUCUGAGAGAAGAACUGGGCUGAUGAGAAGUUUCCAGAAUCACCUCUAACUGUAAAAUCUCGUUUCCCAGGGCAACCAGCCUGGUUUCUCUAGUCUAACAUCAUUUACCGCCUGCUGCAGCUGCGCCCAACCGCCUGUUUUCAGGUUUGGACGUGAUUAUCAGCUAAUUUGCACAGUUAUCUUCUAAUGCUGCGUUCAAGUCCACUCAGAGGUUCCUGAAAGUCCCACUGAGGAGCUCAUCUUCCUGCGAGGUGGACGUGAUUUUGUUUUAGUAAAUGAAACCGACAGCUCUGCUGACACCGAGGCGCACUCACAAAUCCACGUUUUAGCAGCUCAGAUCUGCACUUUUACAGCAGUGACACGGUAACAAAAACAGGUUUUAAAAAGUCUGAAUCCUCCUGGUUUCACGGUGAGGGAUGCUGCAUUUAGGGACUAUUUCCUUUUGGAUCUGUUACCGCUGCUCAAACUGCUGUGAAACUCCAGACCUUUAUCUGGAUUUAUGGCUCCAGGGUCGGCAUGUUGGAGGGUCGGGUAGCCGCGGAUACUCCACCCACCUGCGGUGUGCCAGAUCUGGCCUCCAGCUGAGAGGAGAUGAUAAUCCAUCUCCAUUUAGCUUUCCAAUUGGACAGCUGGAGGCCGCCUGAGACCAACGUCCUGGUCCUUCAUAAUCAAAUCUCCAGCUGCAGGUCACCUGAUUCAGUAUCACUUAUGUUAGGUAAUUCCUGAAACGCAGCAGCAGUGAGGAAAACCGUCCCGACAUCCAACUACCGCAGGCGGUACGCCGCUUCGGAAGUCUCUACAUCCACCUGCUGCAGGUGAGACGUGUCUCUGUCCAGGUGGUUCUGCAGAUAAACUGGCGUCAGAGUUUCUGUCUGCAUGUGUUCGGAGGUGGAGACGAUGAAGCUGCAGCAGAUUUCUUCAUCUUUUCUGUUUUUUUCUGUUUGAUUGAUUUUCCAACUGAAGACCUUUGAAGAGGCUUUUAACAGGACUUCCUGUAAGUGUGACCCGUUGGGGCGUGCUGGUGCCAACCAGAGCCUCGAACAUCUUCAGAUGUCCUGCUUCGUUAAGGUGAGAAAGUCGUAGGUUGUCUGGUGAUGGAGCUUCUGCAGCUUUUUCCAGCAGAAGCUUUUAAGGUCACCUGUGAAGCGUCUGCGUAGAUGUUGAAGUGCCUGUAAACGUCCGUCGGCUGUGUGGUUGUGACUGACUGUCGGGGCUGUUUUUAAUUGGUCCUGAAGAGGAUGUAAAGGCACUCUGUCGGUCUCCGAGGCCAGCUGUCACUCCGUGCCUUCACCUGAAGCUCUCCACCUCGUCAUCACCUGAACUGACCUGCACAUUGAACAUCGGUGAGGGUGAGGAAGGGGAGCCUCUUCGUCUUUUUGGGACGGGACGCUGAUAUGAUCAGUUUCUUUCUGUUGCUCAAUAAAACUUUUCUACAACUUAGAA